Papilio xuthus (Asian swallowtail) is the source of this 2332-nucleotide messenger RNA. Its product is annotated as acylamino-acid-releasing enzyme. Gene Ontology annotation, biological process: proteolysis. The coding region runs from base 147 to 2282 and encodes 711 amino acids. The transcript has 15 exons. The record is from RefSeq and is a predicted model, not a curated record. Lineage: Eukaryota; Metazoa; Arthropoda; Insecta; Lepidoptera; Papilionidae. Gene Ontology annotation, molecular function: serine-type endopeptidase activity.
AGAUUCUUAUAUUUUGAUUUUUGACAACAAAGAAGUGAGAGCGCCGUUAAUAUUUACACAAAUACAAAUACAGAGUUUAUAGACAUAAAAGUAAAAGGUUUUUGAUUAAAAAUAACUAAAGCUAAAUACAAUUAGUAUUUUUAGAUAUGCUAAGGAUGUCAUCACAAAUAGAAACAAUUGUUAAUGCCUACAAGACGUUAUCAAAGAUUCCGUCUAUAGUUGGUGCUAAACUUAACAACGAUGGAAACAGGAUCUCAUGCAAGUGGUCAGUUAGGAAUUUGGACAAGGGGAAGACAACGAAAUAUCUUCAUGAUUAUAUUUUAAAUGAUAACCUUAAAGUUAUUUCGGAAAGUGAAUUCGGUGUGGAUGUUAGUAAUGAGUUACUAUCAUCAGUAUCACCAAAAGGUAUGUUUAAAGCAUUGAUACGUGAAGAGAAGGAUGGCAAGGAUAAGAAACAGUAUCUGGAGGUGUGGUGUCGUCACAACUUGGCACACUGCAUUGAUCUCACCGCUCUGGAUGUUCACGGAGAUGUGUACGCUGAUUCGGAGUUUGGCAGUUUGGACUGGUCGCAGGAUGAAAGUGCAGUGGUGUAUGUCGCAGAGAAGAAGUUAAAGAAAUCAGAACCUUAUAUUAAAAGGAAAUCUGAGGAUAAAGCCAAAACUGAUGGUAGUGGAGAAUCCACACCGAAAAGAGGUGAAGAGUUUGUAUACAGACAAGAUUGGGGCGAGCAGCUGGUGGGCAAGCACCUCUCUGUGGUGGUAGUGUGCAAGUUGGCCACCGAGACUGUUACUGUGCUGGAGGGUUUGCCGGAGACCUGGUGUCCUGGACAGGUCCGCUUCAGUCCGGAGGGGCAAAGUGUUGUGGGCGUGGCGUGGGAGACAGAGCCGAGACGACUUGGUCUUAUAUUCUGUACUAACAGACCUUCAUACAUCUUCAAACUUACCUUGGAUGGAAACUUUAGUAAGAUAUCAUCAGAAGGUAUGGCUGUGAGGUCUCCGCGGUACAAUGCUGGAGGCGAGCUGGUGUGGCUGCAGCGCCCUGCUGAUGGUCCGCACCACGCCUGUCAUGCAAUACUAGCAAAGAAAAAUGAUGAUACACAAAUAACAACAGUGCUAGACAUAGUAGCAACAGAAAUGAGCACCUCUAAUGGGGAAGUAUUCCACGGCGUGUACAGCCUGGGGCUGCCCACCAGGUGCUUCGCCAGUGGAGGCAGGCUGGUGUUCAGCACCCCGCAGAAGAACGAUGUCAGGUCUUAUGUGCUUGAUAUAGAUGGCGGUGGGAUAGUGGAUAUCUCCAACAAAUCCUUCAUUGGGUCGACAUCAGUGCUGGACGUGAAGGCGGAUGUUGUACUCGCGACGUGCUCCAAUAUGACCACUCCAGCGCAGUUGUUCAUAGCGAGACUGCCAGCCAAAGGUUCUGAGGCGGAGAUCCAGUGGGUGCAGGUGACUGCCGCGAGUCAAGUGCCGGACACAGUAGCAAGCUCUCAUCUCAAAUAUAUGAACCUGCAACAUGACAGUGAGGAUGCAGUCAAAUCCUUUACUGCACUGUAUUUCGCACCGAGUGAACCAAAUAAGAAGUUACCGUUGAUCGUGUGGCCUCACGGCGGUCCGCACUCCGCCUUCGUCAAUGCCUUCUCCCUGGAGGCUGCGCUUUUUAAUAUGUUAGGGUUUGCGAGUCUACAAAUAAACUAUCGAGGUUCUAUCGGGGCUGGAGAUAAAUCUGUCAGAUUUCUAUUAAAACGCGUCGGUGAUGCUGACGUCAAAGAUUGUAAAUUAGCCACAGAUGAGGUGUUGAGAGAGUACCCAGUGGAACCUACACAGUUGUGCCUCUUCGGAGGUUCUCAUGGAGGUUUUCUUGUCACCCAUCUCAGUGGACAGUACCCAGAUACUUACAGAGUGGUUGUCAGUCGUAAUCCAGUUGUUGACGUCGCGACAAUGUACAAUUCUACGGAUAUCGCUGAUUGGUGUUCGGUGGAAGCGGGCUUUUUAUUCACAGAGAAGGGCCCUAUAUCUGAAGAAGAACUGUUAGCAAUGCGACGUUGUUCCCCACUAGCACACGUACACCGUGUGAAGGCCCCUACAGCGCUCAUGCUAGGGUCCGGAGAUAAAAGGGUCCCUCACUACCAGGGCCUCGAGUACAGCAGACGGUUGAAGGCCAAUGGAGUACCUACUAAAAUAUACAUGUAUGAAGAUAACCACUCGUUGUCUUCAUUGCCCGCGGAGAUGGAUAAUCUUAUUAACAGCGCCGAUUGGUUCCUAACGCAUUUGAAUAAGUCUGAUUGAAUAUAUUAUAUAUAAAAUAUGUUUUAUACGUAUUAUAAUAAAUUUAUAAC